Dothidotthia symphoricarpi CBS 119687 is the source of this 1347-nucleotide messenger RNA. RefSeq lists its product as uncharacterized. The transcript has a single exon. The coding region runs from base 1 to 1347 and encodes 448 amino acids. The record is from RefSeq and is a predicted model, not a curated record. NCBI's taxonomy places the organism in Eukaryota, Fungi, Ascomycota, Dothideomycetes, Pleosporales, Dothidotthiaceae.
AUGACGUAUCAACCCACUCAAGACCAAACGACCACAAACAUAAUACCCCAGGGCAGUGCGCGCAGCCAUCGCAUCAUGCAAGAAGUAACCUCCACAAUUGACGACUACUUAAAGUGGAUAGAAGAUGGACAUGGAUCGCGACCAGCCUCUUCAGGGACAGUUUUUGUCGACUGGGAUGGAUAUGGGAAGCCUGUUGUUUCGUCGCGCAAUGCCGCGCGGCGUGUACAACGACACCAGCCGCAACAAUUCCAACAUGUAUAUCCGCAAAAUACACAACAUGAACAUCUGCAGCCUGGCCGUCCACGUCCAUGUCAACGAAUUCAGCCAAAUCAGCCACAACCUCGGUCACAAUAUCAAAAGGCACGUAUACGCACACCUAUUCCUCAAAACUCUGUUACUCGAGAUCUCACAGCAGAAAAGAAAGCAGUCUUAAAAUCCCACAGACAAGCGACUAUCCACGUGCAAAGCGUGGACUCAUUUCAAGAUCGGAACGACUCUGCAAUCUCUCAAGACUUACGUCUCGAGACGACUCCAACCACAAAACCUUCAUGCCCGUUUCCCCCUCCAGAGAAUCUCGACCACUACGGCAAAAAGCCACUCCCCCGCCUACCGCCGCCAAAACAUCAGGAACGUUACACUCAAAAACCGCUCCCUGCCCUCCCUAUCUAUCCUCAGAAACAUACACAAGAGUAUCACUGUGCACCGCUCAGAAUCAACAAACCACUCCCACGUACUCCUUCCCCGCCCCCCGCUCCCCCAAAAGAUCCAAUAUGGAAAGCCCUUCCUCCAGCACCCCCAGGCGUUACAGCUGCUCCGCGUUCCAUACUACGCGAGGGACAAACCUCGUGGACGCGCCUCCCGUCCAUUCGCCCUCACUCGCCAUUGUUUCCUCCGGAUGCACCCCUAUUCUCCAACUUGGGAACACAAAGAGAGAAAAGACUAGAAGAAACAAAAGAGAAAGAAGAAGUACGGAAGCUGGAGCCAGGAGAUCUGCACAUCUCGUACCACGCGGCCCCGCACCAUUCCAUGGCCAGCUACGUCGCCGGCCACGAUUCCAGCAAGACAAUGUCUUUCACGUACGACGGCUCGAUUAUACAGGUUCAGCGGGCAGAGAGCUUGUACGCUGAGUCUUAUGACAUAGAUGUCGAGACCUAUGAUGUGCGGCAGCCAUUGCUCUGCCGUGACGUGAAGGGUGAGGCUCAGCAUGUGACAGAAGGGCGCAAGUCCGACACACGGAAAAGGGAUCGCAUAUUGCGGUUUGUGGAGAGAGUUAUGGCGACACUGUGCUCGAGGGGAAUCGUUGAGCGGUUAAGGGGGGAGAGGAGACGGGCCGCCCUUAGAACAUAA